GUUAAGUAACGAAGGGGGGGGAGGCAGUCUGGAGUACAGAACGGCCGUGUGAGCGAGCGGAGCUUCUCAGGGACUAUCAACAGGGAGCGCAACCGACGACUGAGCGUUGAGCCUUGGGUAUGAGAGCUGCCAGAAUCCGCUCUCAUCCUCUUCUGGUCGGGCUUUUGUCCGACUGACAACCAUCGAAUCAGACACUCCACUUCAUCAGCUGUCGGAAGAACCCGGUAUCGGUAACACCUUGCAGCCAUGGAGCUCAGAGUGGGGAACAAAUACCGGCUGGGGCGUAAGAUAGGGAGCGGUUCCUUUGGAGACAUUUACCUUGGUGCCAACAUCGCCACAGGUGAGGAAGUUGCCAUUAAGUUGGAAUGCGUGAAGACUAAACAUCCACAGCUGCACAUCGAAAGCAAGUUCUACAAGAUGAUGCAGGGAGGAGUGGGUAUCCCAUCAAUAAAGUGGUGUGGUGCAGAGGGAGACUACAACGUGAUGGUUAUGGAGCUGCUCGGCCCCAGUCUGGAGGAUCUGUUCAACUUUUGCUCUCGGAAGUUUAGCCUAAAGACGGUCCUGCUUUUAGCCGACCAGAUGAUCAGUCGCAUCGAGUACAUCCACUCCAAGAACUUCAUACACAGAGAUGUGAAGCCGGACAACUUCCUGAUGGGACUCGGCAAGAAGGGCAACUUGGUGUACAUCAUCGACUUCGGCCUGGCUAAAAAGUACCGGGACGCUCGCACACACCAGCACAUCCCCUAUAGAGAAAACAAGAACCUGACGGGAACGGCGCGUUAUGCAUCCAUCAACACGCAUCUCGGAAUCGAACAGUCCAGGCGUGAUGAUCUGGAGUCUCUGGGAUAUGUCCUCAUGUAUUUCAACCUGGGGUCCCUCCCCUGGCAGGGCCUCAAGGCUGCAACCAAGAGACAGAAGUAUGAGCGGAUCAGCGAGAAGAAAAUGUCCACACCCAUUGAAGUUCUCUGCAAAGGAUACCCAUCUGAAUUUUCCACAUACCUGAACUUUUGCCGCUCGCUCCGUUUUGACGACAAGCCAGACUACUCCUACCUACGCCAGCUUUUCAGGAACCUUUUCCACCGACAGGGUUUCUCCUACGACUACGUCUUCGACUGGAACAUGCUCAAAUUUGGUGCCAGUCGGACGACUGAGGAUGGAGAUCGUGAGAGAAGGGCGGGAGAGGAGAGGGAGGAUCGGAUAGCAGGAGCCCCCAGGGCGGCAGCCUCUCGUGGGUUACCUCCAGGACCUACCGCUGGAGCUCCCAACCGUGUUAGGAACGGGCCAGAACAAGCCAUCUCCAACCCUGCCUCACGGGUCCAGCAGUCCGGUAAUACGUCACCUCGUGCAAUUUCUCGUGCAGAGCGAGAGAGGAAAGUAAGCAUGCGGUUACACCGCGGAGCCCCCGCCAACGUGUCGUCCUCGGACCUCACGGCCCGGCACGAUCAGUCAAGAAUUUCCACGUCACAGGUCAGCGUGCCGUUUGAGCACAUGGGGAAGUGAACAAUUUCAGCUCUGCAUGCACGUGAAAGCAACCAGGGCUGCAAGGAAUUUUUGCCUGCCGUUUUUUUCUUUUUGGUUAUGUUUUUUUUCUCCCCCUAUCCUUCUCCAUUCUUUUAACUUGUUCAGUGAAAAAGCUGGUUGUUGAUGUUGAUUCUUUUGGAAUGAGAUAUUAAAUUUUUCACCGAUUCAAAACUCGUAUUAAACCUGCAUUUUUACUUGGACUUCCGUAUCCUGAAGCCUGGAUCACAAACAUUACAGUACAGUCGGAAGUCGCACUUUGACCGGAUCUUUCCCACCCCUUUAUCCCUCUGAAGCAUUCCCUAAACAUUAUCCAAUGUGAAGUAAAGCUGACAUCAAGAGCAAAAGGGUGUGAGGGAAAUGCAUUUUUUUCCUACUUUUUCCAAGCUUUUGCUCUCUUUUUAUUUUUUUUAUCUUUAGUUUAAUGCAGCAAAGAUGACUUUUCACACAAAUCAACUUCAUUUCCAUGAAUAUGUUUUAAUUGCUUUUAAGAGAUACCAGCGAAAAAAGAGCAUUUAAUUGAGAUGGAGAGAUGAAGGUGAGAGGACAGCGAGCUAGUAGAACGGCAACUUUGAAAGGUUUGAGUAAGUCCUGUUUUAACUGUUGUAAUGUUUCCCGCUGUUGCUUCCCCCUCAUUCCUUUUUGCGAUAUCCUCUCAAUAGUUAUCCAUCUAAACCCCAGACACCCCUUUUUGUGGCCCGUUUUGACUUUUUAAGAUUAAAAAAAAAAAUAUUUUAGGGUUAGUUGAUAUUUUAAAGAUACACUCCCAAUCUUGAGGAAAACUCCAUGGAAAAUUCUGAUAAUAGAGCAGAAACCAUAUUUUUUGGCUACACUUUUUUUUUUGUAUUUUUUUUUAAUUUUUUGGGUUAUUGGAUGCUAUUCGGGAGGGAAAGCCCUGUUAGAUUACUGGGGUCCAGGGCAUCAUUUGAUUUUUUUUUUUAAUUUUAUUUUGUUUUUCCUUUGUUUACUCCACUGUAAAUAUUUUUUUUAUUAUUUCACUGUAAAGCCAAAUGUGGUUAAUUGUUGUAAAGGUGUAAAGUAGAAAAAUGCAUACUAAUGGUCUAGGGCUGGGACUCAGAAGAAAGACUUAAACUUUAAGACGGGCGUCCGUUCCUGUGCCAGCUGGGUCAUUCAACAGUUCUUUGUGUGUAAGUGACUGAAUCCCUGCGGAGAACAAUAAAGUAACUUUUACAUUUUCUCUUUAAUUUGUAAUAUUUAUGCAAACUUUUUUGUACAUCUUUUUACUUUUUUUUUUUUUGUGCUUUUAACAGGGCGUUUGGUCCGCCCUAUAACAUACUUCUAUACUUUAGAUUUUUUUUUCAUUAUUCCUCCAGCAAAAAAUGUCUAAAGUUUUUCGUGUUUUUUAAUGUUUUAUUUUAACCUCUCAGCAACCUUGAUGAUGUCAUUUAAAAACAAGAUGUGACUGAAAAAAUGCAAUUGCAGGGAUGAUUGUGUAUAUAACAGUGUAUUGUGUGUAAUUACCUUUGUACAGGCCAUCAUGACCCAGUGGCAUUGUGACUAUAGAUUUAGGGUGGGGGUGACCUUCAAGGAGAUGAAGCAAAGGGGAUUUCACUUUGUGUAUUGUGUACUGAUAUCCUGUACAGUUCUUUAACACUUUACUUACAGUAUUUGUGUAUAUUUUAUGAAGUAAUAAAAAACGUUGCCGACA
This is a messenger RNA of Oryzias latipes (Japanese medaka), 3187 nucleotides long. Its product is annotated as casein kinase I. Gene Ontology annotation, biological process: protein phosphorylation. NCBI's taxonomy places the organism in Eukaryota, Metazoa, Chordata, Actinopteri, Beloniformes, Adrianichthyidae. Gene Ontology annotation, molecular function: ATP binding; protein kinase activity. The record is from RefSeq and is a predicted model, not a curated record.